UCGCCACCUCUUGUGACCCCCGCAACACCCAGAGAGAGAGGAGAGCUAUGCAGAGAUGCCAGCAUCGUUCUCCCUCUUCCUCCUGGUCCUGAUCCUGCACGGCGGCCUCCCCUGCCCGCAGAGCUGUGACUGCCCGCCGGGGAGCGGUGUGGUGUGGUGCAACCGGAAAGACCUGGUGACCAUCCCUUUCGACCUUCCCCACGACACCCGGGUCCUCUACCUGGACUCGAACUGGAUCACCCACGUCCCCAACGGGGCCUUCUACGGCCUGAAGCAGCUCCGUGAGCUUCACCUGGCGGACAACCUCAUUGAGAGCAUAGCGCCGGGGGCCUUCCGCGGCCUGGGAGGGGGGCUGAGGCUGCUGGACCUUUCCGGCAACCAGCUGGAGAGGAUGGAGUUUGCCCCCUUUGCCAUGCUCACCUGGGUCCGGCUAGAGCUGUACGACAACCCCUGGCACUGCGACUGCUCCCUGCAGAAGCUGGUGGAGGCUCUUCCUCUGGACGCAGAGACCGUGGAGGACGUCGUGUGUGCCACUGCGGAGUGGGAGGAAUACACCGGGAAGACCUUAGCUCGCUUGCUCAACACCGGCGUCAACUUCUGCCUGGGCCAGCAGAGGAACACGGACCUGGCCAUGCUGCUCACCAUGUUUUGCUGGUUCGCCGUGGUCAUCACCUAUGUCAUCUAUUACGUCCGACGCAACCAAGCAGAAUCCCGACGCCACUUGGAGUAUCUCAAGUCUCUUCCCCUGCCCAGCAAGCAGCCCAGCCCGGAGGAGUUGGAAGAAGACACCCUCAGCACCAUCCUCUGAGAAAUGAGGGUU
Molecule: messenger RNA, 820 nt
Organism: Lacerta agilis (Sand lizard)
Lineage: Eukaryota; Metazoa; Chordata; Lepidosauria; Squamata; Lacertidae
Product: leucine-rich repeat-containing protein 3-like
Exons: 1
Coding region: 56-808 (250 amino acids)
Biological process (GO): positive regulation of synapse assembly; regulation of presynapse assembly; axonogenesis
Cellular component (GO): membrane
Molecular function (GO): protein binding
Source: RefSeq, a predicted model, not a curated record